UCAGCCAGCUGCAGGCGGAACUCCAAGCAGACGCGGAAACAUGGCGGACGAAAGUGCGGUCGGCGUUACGCCCAUAUCUAACUCCAAUCCGACCCAUCCUGUGGCCAUGGAAGUACCCAGUAUGGAGAUGGCCCUUGGGACGGAGCUGGCGUACACUAAGGGUGCCAGCUCAGAGAACAAGCCAGACUCGCCCGAGUACUGGAAGGGAGCGAAGGAGGAGGAGCCGGACUCUCCUGAGCUGGAGAAGUACUGGAAGGUGGUGAAGGAGAACCCACAGGACUUCACCGGCUGGACAUACCUGCUGCAGUAUGUGGAACAUGAGAACAAGUUGGUUCAGGCGAGGCGAGCGUUCGACGCCUUCUUCAUGCGCUACCCGUACUGCUACGGCUACUGGAAGAAGUACGCAGACGUGGAGAAGAAGCACGGGAACGUAGAGCAAGCCCAGGAGGUCUAUGAACGAGGAUUGAAAGCAAUCCCACUGAGCGUGGACCUCUGGAUCCACUACAUAAACUUCGCCACCGAAGUCCAGACAGCCGACGAGGUGGGACAGGCCAACCUCAGAAGUGUGUAUGAGAAGGCGGUGACCGCGGCCGGCGCAGAGUUCCGUUCGGACCGGCUGUGGGACCUGUACCUGGCCUGGGAACUGGAGCAGGGAAACCUGAAGAACAUCACAGCCGUCUACAACCGCCUACUCAACAUUCCCACACAGAUGUACAGCCACCACUUUGAGAAGUUCAAGGACCAUGUGAACACCAACCUGCCCAAGGACAUCCUGCCUCUGGACGAGUUUCUGCAGCUGCGCACGGACGUGCUGGCCAACACGCCGGGAAUCGAACCCGAGAUCCCCGGAGCCGAGCCUGACGACGGCCCGCCGGGUGUGGUGCCUCCUCCUGGCGUCACGGCUUCUCCUGACAAGAUCGGCACCAAACCCAAGUCUGUUGUUCCACCUUUUGUAGACUGUGUGUCCCAGCCUGAUGCAGAGACUCUGGCUAUCAGAGAGAAACUCAUCUCCACCAGGAGAGCCAUCUACAGCACCACCGAAGCUGAGGUCAGCAAACGAUGGACCUACGAGGAGGGGAUCAAGAGGCCAUACUUCCAUGUGAAGCCUCUGGAGAGGGUCCAGCUGAAGAACUGGAAGGAGUACCUGGACUUUGAGAUGGAGCAGGGGAACCACGAGCGCAUGGUCGUCCUGUUCGAGAGGUGCAUGAUCGCCUGCGCACUGUACGAGGACUUCUGGCUCAAGUAUGCGAAGUACCUUGAGAGCCACAGUGUGGAGGGAGCGAGGAACGUGUACCGCCGAGCCUGUACCAUCCACCUGCCCAGGAAGCCCAACAUUCACCUCAACUGGGCAGCAUUCGAGGAGCAACAAGGAAACCUGGACGGGGCGCGUGACAUCCUGAAGACCCUGGAGGAGGCGGUGCCUGGCCUGGCCAUGGUGACCUUACGCAGGGUCAGCCUGGAGAGACGCACCGGAAACCUGGUCAACGCCGAGAGAAUAUUCCGGGAGGCGGCCGAGAACGCCAAGGACACCGGCACAGCCUCCUUCUUCUCACUCAAACUCGCCAGGUUCAUGGCCAAGACCAAGGCUGACACUGAAGGUGCCAAAACUGUUCUGAAGGAGGCCAUAGAAAAGGACAAGGAGAAUGCUAAGCUGUACCUGCAGCUGUUGGACCUGGAGUUCCAGCAGGGAGUGAGGCCAGACGAGGACAGGGUCCUGCAGUGCUUUGACCUGGCCAUGACCUCCCAGCUCAGCCAAGACGCCAAACUCACCUUCUCUCAGAGGAGGGUCGAGUUUCUGGAGGACUUCGGGUCCAACGUGGAGAGGUUGAUGACUGUGUACGAAGAGCACCAGAAGCUUGUGAAGACCCACAGUGGAGGGAAGAAAAGAGCACCUGAGGGAACAGGGGAUGACUUAGUGCCUGCGGAGAAGAAGCACAAGUUUGAGGAGAACGGCACCAUGUCCAUGCCCCCUCCCAUGACCAUGCCGCCCCCCGCGCCGGCACCCAACUCCAUGCCGCCCCCGGACCCCAACACGGCCCCCCCUCCGUCCUACAACUACAACUGGAACACCGGAUACAACCAGCCUUCAGCCAACCAGUACAACUACCAGCAGUGGGGGUACGGGCAGCAGUACUAUCCACCGGCUUCUCAGUAAGGGACAGGCAGGGCCUCAAAAUACCACCUGCACAUGCAGGGUAGUGCAGGUAAAACGGGGGCUGUGCAGGUGUUUCUGAUGUCUACCUGCACCUAACCUGCACUGGUCCAUGUACUUGGUAUAUGCAGGUUUUAGUGCAGGUAAAAAUUGGGGCUGUGCAGGUGUUUCUGAUGUCUACCUGUACCUAACCUGCACUGGGUUUAAAUACAAAAUGUAGGUGUAUGUGGAUUUUUUUAAUUUUCUGCAUUGACAGUUACCACUUUUGAAGUAUAAAAGAAACACUGCCAGUAUUUCGAGCCCUGGCUGACAUGUACAUACGACUCGAUGGGGACUCUGUUGUACAGGCGACUCCAUAGGAGCCAUUGCUUUAAUCUAAUACAUGUACCUUCAGGUAAAAGGUGAGACUUAAUACAAAGUAAGUACAAGUUGAUAAAGCAAGUUUUACUGUAAUUCCCAACACAAAAAUCGGACUUACGAUCCACUGCUCACCAAGUCACUCGUGUCAUCUAUAUAACGUGACCUCACAGAAGAG
This is a messenger RNA of Branchiostoma belcheri (Belcher's lancelet), 2687 nucleotides long. RefSeq names its product pre-mRNA-processing factor 39-like. Gene Ontology annotation, cellular component: U1 snRNP; commitment complex; U2-type prespliceosome. The record is from RefSeq and is a predicted model, not a curated record. The coding region runs from base 41 to 2155 and encodes 704 amino acids. Lineage: Eukaryota; Metazoa; Chordata; Leptocardii; Amphioxiformes; Branchiostomatidae. Gene Ontology annotation, biological process: RNA processing; mRNA 5'-splice site recognition. Gene Ontology annotation, molecular function: protein binding. The transcript has 16 exons.